Molecule: messenger RNA, 3906 nt
Organism: Notechis scutatus (mainland tiger snake)
Lineage: Eukaryota; Metazoa; Chordata; Lepidosauria; Squamata; Elapidae
Gene: HIBADH
Product: 3-hydroxyisobutyrate dehydrogenase
Biological process (GO): L-valine catabolic process
Cellular component (GO): mitochondrion
Molecular function (GO): 3-hydroxyisobutyrate dehydrogenase activity; NADP binding; NAD binding
Source: RefSeq, a predicted model, not a curated record
CGCCACAGCCAGUAGAGCCAAGCUAAGGGAGCGAAGAAGGUGGUGGCGUCUUAGUAGAGGUCGCGGAACGGAGGCGGGCAAGCAGCAUGGCAGCAGCGUUAAUGCUCCGAGCCUCCGUUAGCUUGCUGCACAGGCAUGGGAAAGUCUGUGCAGACUGGCUCGCUCGGGUGUCUUCUAGGGCAAUGGCUUCCAAAACUCCAGUUGGAUUUAUUGGUUUGGGAAAUAUGGGAAAUCCAAUGGCAAAAAACCUUGUGAAACAUGGUUAUCCCAUUAUCGCAUGUGAUGUAUUUCCAGAAGCAUGUAAGGAAUUCCAAGAGCUGGGUACCCAGGUGGCUGAUUCUCCAGCAGAUGUAGCAGAUAAAGCAGAUAGGAUUAUUACAAUGCUUCCAUCUAAUCCUAAUGCAAUAGAGGUUUACAUAGGUACCAAUGGAAUUCUCAAGAAAGUGAAGAAAGGUUCUUUAUUAAUAGAUUCCAGUACAAUUGACCCUGAAGUUUCAAAAGAACUAGCUAAAGAAACUGAAAAAAUGGGAGCUGUUUUUAUGGAUGCCCCUGUUUCUGGUGGUGUUGGAGCUGCUCGUGCAGGAAAUCUUACCUUCAUGGUCGGGGGAGUAGAGCAGGAAUUUGAUGCUGCAAAAGAGCUGCUCACAUGUAUGGGUUCCAAUGUGGUCUAUUGUGGAGAAGUUGGAACUGGACAGGCUGCAAAAAUCUGCAAUAAUAUGCUGUUAGCCAUCAGCAUGAUUGGAACUGCUGAGACCAUGAAUCUUGGAAUCAGGUUAGGGCUUGACCCAAAGCUUCUGGCCAAAAUCUUAAAUAUGAGUUCAGGCCGUUGUUGGUCAAGUGAUACAUACAACCCUGUGCCAGGAGUAAUGGAUGGGGUACCUUCUGCUAAUAAUUAUCAAGGUGGCUUUGGAACAACCCUUAUGGCUAAGGAUCUUGGCUUGGCCCAGAUUUCUGCCACCAACACCAAAUCUCCAGUCCCACUUGGAUCCCUAGCCCAUCAGAUUUACAGGAUCAUGUGUGCCAAGGGUUAUGCCCAAAAAGACUUCUCAUCCGUAUUCCAGUUUUUACGGGAAGAAGAAAACUUGUGAAAUCUCUGUUGACUUUUAACUAGAGACAUUGUUUAAAAAAAUAUGUAUUUAGAGCCUCUUUCAGAUUAAUCAAUAAAUACAUGAGUUUAAUCAAAGGUUAAAUUUAAUCAUGAUCUCACCCAUUUUCUGUAUUCUAAAGUCACAGCUAACUCCCAAGGUUUCCUAUCAUUUCAAAUACUGUGGAAUUCUUUUUAAUAAUUUAUAUAUCUUGCUUUUUAAAAAGUGCAGUAGCAAGAUUUAAAGAAAACUCAGUAUAUUUGUAUUUACUUACCUACUUCCAAAUAAUCCUUUUCCAAGCUUGUUAUGAAUUUGGCAUGAAUUUUAAGUUGGAUUGCAAAAUGGACAUGGCUACUAGUUUGGGAACAGUUUUUCUGAACUGAAUAAGUAUAACGGUUAAAGAGAUCCUGAACUUCCUAAGUAAUAUUCCAAUUUACUUUAAAACAAAAAUAUUAUAAUCAAGAAUUAAUGAUAAAAAUCUGUUGCAAUUUAUUUGAAAUCUGGUGCUUAUGGUUUUGGAAAGUCAUAGUAAAAAUAACAUAAUAAAAAUAACAUGUUUCACAUUUUUUCCUCAAUAGCCUAAUUUUAUAUAUUUUUAAUUUUGUCAUCUUUUCAACAGAUUCAUGAUUAGUUCCUUUACUGACAUACAGAUAUCUUUGUAUUAUUAUACAUCUAAAUAAAUAAAUCCUUUGAAAUCUAAGGUAAUGAUCACAAGAAGAAAUAUAUGGGCUUAUUGUGAGGGGGUAUUCUCUUGCUUUUAUUAUGAUCAGAUUCUAUUCAUGGUCCUACCAAUAAAAAUGCAUUUGAAAACUACAUAAGAGAAUUAAAGACCUGUCUUGCCUAAACGAGAGCACAUAGUGUAAAGAUCUGUUGAUUGGUGUGUUAUUAAAUUUCAAUUUUGGUUUGUUAAGAAUGCAGUCAAAACUAUUAAAAUGGAUAACUACGAUAGAGAAUAUAUAAGACCAUUCUUCUUUAUUGUUACAGUAAUUCUUGAAACUCUGCAUGAAGAGAAAUAAUAAACAUUAAUCAGAAUUGCCUGAUCACCAUAGCUUUUAACAGGGCAAUUGAUCAACCUACAAAUUAUGAAUACUCCUAUAAAAAUGUAAUGAAUUACCAACAGAAUUGGAUCCCUUUAGAACAUGUUCCCCAUAUUUGUUACUGUCACCAUGAGUCCUAAAACUAGUAUUUGUCCUAGAACUGAAGUAAUACAUUUUUAUAUAAUCCUUUUUAUAAUUAGCUAUAAUUAUUCAACUGAUUUCAGAUCACUCUUGUGAGGGUUUAAGUGUGGUCAAAAUGAACAAUACGGCAGCAGAAAAUUUGCUGGGUGAUUUAAAAUAUAGAGUCAAAAAGACUGAAGAAAGUUCUCUGCUGGUUCUGUAGAUCUGACAGAUGAUAGGGCAGAUUUGAUAAAGACCGCACAUAAACACAUAGAACAUACUGGACAGUAAGCAGUCAAAGUGUUCCAACUAAGAAUGCUAGAAAUAUGAAAUGGGUGAAGCUUCCUCUUUCAUUUUGAUAGACAAGGCUAUAGGGGGAAAAUACAGCCUGUUAAUUAAAGGUACUUAGAACAGAGAUAGAAGACUUCCUUUUCAUGGAGUGGAUUCCUUACUAGAUUGGAGUACUAGGUUUCAUUUCCCAAGCACUACGUGGGAUUGUUUCUAUUUUUUUUAUAAUUAGGCAUUCUACACAAUCAGCUAUAAAUGUGAAAUAAAUUUUAAGUGCUUAAUUUUCUACAGUGGUAUGAUAAAAAAAACAAAAACUACAAAUAGUAGAUUAAGAGUUUGUCUUCUUCCAGUCAACAUUUUCCAACUUUUUUUUUCUGGAGUUUGAAAUUUUUUUCCAAAGCCAUUUGGUGGAAUAGAGCCAGAAAAAAAUCCUGAUAUAUAUUAUUGUUUCAUUAAAAGAAAUGGCUAUGUAGCCUUGUUGGGAUAAUUGCAGUUAGUUACAUAGCAUAGAUUUUGUUGCUAAACAGUUUAACAUGAAAAUUUUUUAGUCUUAUGUCUACUAAUAAGUAAAUUGGGAUGUUUACUCACAUAAAUUUCUUUGAGUUCUGUUCUGUGUUCCCAUCCCAGGUCAAUAUAUGCAAUUGCACGAUUUAGUAAUUGAAACACCAUCAGUUUUGUGGCAAUAGGUUCUACCUAAAGAAAAAGUAGGUGGACAAAAACUGAAAAAGCCCAAAUAUUAGUGUAGAUAUAUGAACACCAACUAAUGCUAGGACAAAAAUGAUAUUUCAGUGCUUUAUAACAUCACACAAUGUUUUAUAUGGUCCUAUAGGCAGAAUUAAAGGGGAAUGGAAUAUGUAAAAAAAAUCCCCUUGUCAUUGCUUAAUUAUGAAAACAGUUUGUGUAGAUGGCAAUUUUAAAUAAAUCAGCAGAUAAAAUUUGCAAAGUAUUCUGUUGGCUGGCAGUCACAAAAAAGGGCUGUAAUCCACAAUAUAAAGCAACAGAAUUGUUUUGAGCAUGAUAGUGGUUUCAAAUUGUGUGAAUUGUUAUGUUAAAUAUCUGGAGAUGCCAUCUUGUUUAUCCCAGUGUAGAGAAUAUGGUUUUAUUUCUGUCUGAAGUUUUAUACAUUUUGUGAGCAAUUAGUUUCUGAAGUUUUUUUUUAAGCAUGUCAUAUUAUAAAAAUGUGUACUGGAUGACUUUAAUCUCUUCACAGCUCUUUGAAACCUAAACUAAAUUGUGAAAUUAAUACUUAAAAUGGCUACCACUCAGAAAAUAGAACAUUUCUGUAAUAGAUUUAUCACUCUUGUGUCUGAUUUUAUAAUUUAUCAUAAAUUGUAUCAUAACAGAAGCACAUGAUUUAUUAAAUAUAUAAAACUAUA